UUAAAGGGGCUGGGAAAAUAUCUACCAAUUAUGCUCGUUAGUCUUCUCGCGAAGGCACAGUGAAAGAAGAGCUGCUUGGCAAGAGCACCAGCCUGACCUGAUUAGCCGCCAAAAAUUAUUGAACCCCAAAACCCUAGAUUCUGACCCAAAGAUGCUUCUCUCCGGUUGUAGUUGCACUCAGAGUAACAGUUCUAGAGAAUUGAGCCGUGAAAUUCUCUACCAUCACAUCUCUUCUUCAAGUAAGCUUCUUUCUCUUCAUUCUCCUUCUGGACCAAGGGUUUUUCUAGGGUUUAAUCACCUUCAUCACCGCAUCUUUCCCGGAACUCAAUAUUACUCAUUGCCCACUGACUACCCUGUUGAGCCAACCCUUCGUACAAGAGUCGGUUGCUCAUAUCCUCAUAAGCAAAACCUUAAAGGACGUAGAGUUUCUCUUGGGUUUAAGCUUCAGUGUCACUCAAAAUCUCUAGCUUCGCACACGAAGAGUUCUUCUGACACGAAGAGUACUUCUCUCAGUGGUAAAAAGAAGAGGUAUGGAGGUGUUCUGCCUUCAAUUUUACGAUCUUUGGAGUCAGAUAAUGAUAUUGAGAAAACCCUUACUUCAUUUUGUGAGAGCUUGAAUCCGAAAGAACAGACUGUGAUUCUCAAGGAGCAGAGAAAUUUGGGGAGAUUAGUUCGGGUUUUUGAGUUCUUUAAGUUGCAGAAAAAUUAUGUACCAAAUGUUAUUCACUAUAAUAUUGUGCUCAGAGCACACGGUAGAGCUCAAAGAUGGGAUGAAUUAAGGCGUUAUUGGAUUGAAAUGGCAAAAAAUGGUGUUUUACCUACCAAUAAUACGUAUGGAAUGCUUGUUGAUGUGUAUGGAAAGGCUGGUCUUGUUACUGAAGCGCUUUUGUGGAUUAAGCAUAUGAGACUUAGAGGGCUUUUCCCUGAUGAGGUUACAAUGAAUACAGUUGUCAGGGUUUUGAAAGAUGCAGGGGAGUUUGAUAGGGCACAUAGGUUUUAUAAAGACUGGUGUGUUGGGCGCAUUGAGUUGGAGGACCUUGAAUUUGAUGAUACAUGUGAUUUCAAAAAUGGGUCUGAUUCUGUGCCUGUUAGCUUUAAGCACUUUUUGUCUACUGAACUUUUCAAGAUUGGUGGGAGAAUUAUAGGGUCACCGCGUGCAGAAAGUCUGGUUAGGAAGCCCCGUCUGACUUCUACUUAUAAUACAUUGAUAGAUUUGUAUGGUAAGGCAGGCCGUCUUGGUGAUGCAGCUGAUGUUUUUGCAGGUAUGUUGAAAUCUGGGGUGGCGAUGGAUACCAUAACGUUUAAUACCAUGAUCUUUACUUGUGGCAGUCAUGGGCAUUUGUCAGAAGCAGAGUCUUUGCUUGAUAAGAUGGAAGAAAGAGGAAUAACGCCUGAUACCAGAACUUACAACAUCUUUCUAUCUUUAUAUGCAAGUGUAGGCAACAUAGAUGCAGCCAUCAAGUGUUACCGGAAGAUUAGGGAGGUGGGUCUUUUCCCUGAUACUAUAACUCACCGAGCUAUGCUUCAUGAAUUAUGUGGGAGGACUAUGGUGAAAGAAGCAGAGGCUAUAAUUGAAGAAAUGGACAAGUCUUCGCAGCCUAUUGAUGAACAUUCUUUGCCUGGUAUAAUAAAGAUGUAUAUUAACAAAGGAUUACUUGAUAGGGCAAAGAGCCUUUUAGAUAAGUGCCAGUUUGAGAGUGGAUUGUCGUCAAGGACACGUGCAGCAAUUCUAGAUGCUUUUGCUGAAAAGGGGCUUUGGACUGAAGCUGAGGCCCUAUUUCACAGGAUGAGGGGACAAAGGAGGGACAUUUUGGAGUAUAAUGUCAUGAUCAAAGCUUAUGGUAAGGGAAAGCUUUAUGAGAAAGCCUUUUCUCUGUUUAAGAGUAUGAGGAAUCAUGGGACUUGGCCAGACGAGUGCACAUAUAAUUCUCUCAUCCAAAUGUUCUCUGGUGCUGAUUUGGUGGAUCAAGCAAGGGACCUAUUGGGUGAAAUGAAAGGAGCAGGAUUUAAACCACAAUGUCUAACAUUCUCUUCCAUUGUUGCUUGCUAUGCCCGUCUGGGACAGCUUUCUGAUGCAGUUGAUGUCUAUCAAGAAAUGGUAAAUGAAGGGGUAAAACCCAAUGAAGUUGUGUAUGGUGCUAUGAUUAAUGGAUAUGCAGAGGCUGGAAAAGUUGAAAAAGCUCUUGAAUAUUUCUACAAGAUGGAAGAAUGUGGGAUUUCAGCAAAUCAAAUAGUUCUGACUUCCCUGAUUAAGGUUUAUAGCAAGCUGGGAUGCUUUGACAGUGCAAAACAAUUGUAUCAAAAGAUGAUGGAUUUGGAGGGUGGUCCAGAUGUUAUUGCAUCAAAUAGCAUGAUCAGUCUUUAUGCAGAACUUGGGAUGAUAUCUGAGGCUGAAUUGGUUUUCAAUAAUUUGAGAGAAAAGGGUUCAGCAGAUGGGGUUUCCUAUGCAACCAUGAUGUAUCUGUAUAAAAGCAUGGGCAUGCUUGAUGAAGCUAUUGAUGUUGCAGAGGAGAUGAAAGAGUCAGAUUUGCUAAGGGACCCAAUGUCAUAUAAUCAGGUAAUGGCAUGUUAUGCCUCCAAUGGUCAGCUGCUUGAGUGUGGUAAGUUGUUGCAUGAGAUGAUUGGCCAGAAACUGUUGCCUGAUGAUGGAACCUUCAAAAUAUUAUUUACUGUAUUGAAGAAAGGGGGUCUUCCAACUGAAGCUGUAAUGCAGUUGGAGUCUUCCUAUCAGGAAGGAAGACCUUAUGCUAGACAAGCUGUCAUUACUUCUGUUUUUUCCAUAGUGGGUUUACAUGCUUUAGGACUCCAGUCCUGUGAGAUCUUCACAAAAGCUGACGUAGCUCUUGAUUCCUUUGCCUAUAAUGUUGCAAUAUAUGCUUAUGGCUCAUCCGGGGAAAUCGACAGGGCUUUAAACAUGUUCAUGAAAAUGCAGGAUGAGGGCCUUGAACCAGAUCUUGUUACUUGUAUCAAUCUGGUUCGUUGUUAUGGAAAAGCUGGUAUGGUUGAAGGUGUGAAGAGGAUAUAUGGCCAAAUAAAAUAUGGAGAGAUCAAGCCAAACGAUUCUUUAUUCAAGGCUGUUGUAGAUGCCUACAAAAAUGCCAAUAGGCCUGACCUCGCUGAAUUGGUAAACCAAGAGCUGAGGUUUGGUUUUGAUUCUCAACAAUUUUCUGAUUAUGAUUCUGAUUCUCAACAAUAUUCUUUUGAGUCUGAAGCUGAAGAUGGGUCUGAUGCAAUAGGAAUAGAGAGUCCAUAAAUUUUGUACUUUAGGCUAUAAUUGGUCCAUAUUGUGUAAAUUGUACAGGAACAACAUUUUGCUUCAGCAUUGAGGAUCUUUUGUGUGUGUAAUGUAUGAAGCUAUAGCGGAAUUGAAAUAGUUUAUGUUUGAGUGGAACACUGUAAAUGCAAGCAUGGAGUUGCUCUGUUAAUUUAUAUUGUAUGCCAGUACCCUUUACCCA
Molecule: messenger RNA, 3455 nt
Organism: Manihot esculenta (cassava)
Lineage: Eukaryota; Viridiplantae; Streptophyta; Magnoliopsida; Malpighiales; Euphorbiaceae
Product: pentatricopeptide repeat-containing protein At1g73710
Exons: 1
Coding region: 152-3253 (1033 amino acids)
Molecular function (GO): protein binding
Source: RefSeq, a predicted model, not a curated record